Molecule: messenger RNA, 766 nt
Organism: Pelecanus crispus (Dalmatian pelican)
Lineage: Eukaryota; Metazoa; Chordata; Aves; Pelecaniformes; Pelecanidae
Source: RefSeq, a predicted model, not a curated record
AUGAAGCGAGCCCUGGUGCUGGGGGCAUCGGCCCUGCUCAUCCUGGCGCUGAACCAGAACGCCAUCCGGGAGCUGGACGUUUCCCAGCUUCUUGCCAAGCCUGUGAUCGUGAUCCAGUCCUCGGACAAUGUCACCAAGCUGCUGGGAGCACUGCUGCGGGGGCUCCGGGCUACGGCAAAGAUCACAUACCAGGCGGUGCUGCUGGAGAACCUGGGAGUGACCCUCACCCUGUGGUCGACCUGCGGCCUCUCCCGCGGGGGCCUCUACGGGGAGUGGCAGGGGGUCAUCUGCACGGGGGAGAAUAGCUCGCAGGUCCAGGUAUGUGCGCCGGCGAGGGCUCCUCAUGUAGCCAGGGUUCCUGGCAUGGGGGCAGCAGCGAUGGUGGGGCCGGGAGCGGGGGUCUCCAGUUGCCCCCCGCCCCAGCUGGUCCCUGAGUGCCCACUGACACUGCUCCCUCAGAAGUACCUCCAGCAGCUGUGGAACACCAUCCUGCUGAUUGCCCUGCUCCUCUGCACCGGCGUGAUCGUGCAGGCCCAGCGGCAGUCGCGGCGGCGGUUGUCGGCACUGAAAACGCGGCGGUACCACCCCGGCAGACCGCUGCGGAGCCGGGCCUGUGAGAUCGAUAGCUGCGCUGUCUGCUUGGACCAGUUCCACAAGAGCCAGUGGCUGCGGGUGCUGCCCUGCUCCCACGAGUUUCACCGGGACUGCGUGGACCCCUGGCUCCUCCUGCAGCAGACCUGCCCUCUCUGCAAGCGCAACAUCCUGG